AUGUCCGGUCCGGUGUUCUCGAUCCACGACGCGGGCGGCGCGGCGUGCUGGUCGAGGGAGUGCGAAAAGAUGUGUUGGGUUUGGGCAAGGGAAGGAAUGGUGGAAAACCUCACGAUUCGCCCCACCAAGGACUUGACUCCUUUCUUUUUCGCCGACUCGAGUGGGCCUCCUCAGGCUCUCAGGCAGGAACGUCCGCAUGGAGGCUUCUAUUGGAGGUACGAAAAAGUACUUCAGCGCUGCGCGACGUCGGGGUCCGACGCGACAAAUUCGCGUUACGCUCCACCGCAGCAGAUGUGGGGAUGUACUCUCAUGGGAAUCUGCUAA
Messenger RNA from Gaeumannomyces tritici R3-111a-1, 324 nucleotides. RefSeq lists its product as hypothetical. Lineage: Eukaryota; Fungi; Ascomycota; Sordariomycetes; Magnaporthales; Magnaporthaceae. The record is from RefSeq and is a predicted model, not a curated record. Bases 1 to 324 code for a protein of 107 amino acids. The transcript is spliced from 2 exons.